AACUCCACGGUGAAAAAUCUCGUUCUCGGCAAUUUCUCGGGAGAUUUUUAAAUUUUGAGGUUUUUCUCCCUAUAAAUACCAAGUCUUUUAGGUUUAGGGUUUCCUGUUUACAGCUCGAAGCGGAAGACGAUCAGACGCUCUCUCUCCAUCGCUCUCCAGAAAUGGAUUCACAGGUUAAGCUGGCAGUUGUGGUGAAGGUGAUGGGGCGGACUGGAUCUAGGGGUCAGGUGACCCAAGUUAGGGUCAAGUUUCUGGACGAUCAGAACCGUCUGAUCAUGAGGAACGUGAAGGGACCUGUCCGGGAAGGCGACAUUCUCACCUUGCUGGAGUCGGAGCGUGAGGCAAGGAGGCUUCGGUGAUUGCCCUUAUUUGGUGUGUGCGCCCCUCCGUUUAUCCCAUGGCUUGCUGGAAUUUUGGUACUUCUUAUGGUUGCAUUCCUAUAUAUUAGUAGAGCAUUUGGAGGGAAAAUUAUCCUCUUUUGAACACGAACAGGUAUCAGUCUGUUUCAGUUUUGAAUAUUUGUUUUUCCUUUUCUUUCUAAAGGAUUCAGUUUGAAUUUUUGUUGACAAUAGCAAUGCGGUUUUAAUAUUACUAGUGUGACAUGUUUGCAUUGA
Messenger RNA from Magnolia sinica, 614 nucleotides. RefSeq names its product small ribosomal subunit protein eS28. The transcript is spliced from 2 exons. Lineage: Eukaryota; Viridiplantae; Streptophyta; Magnoliopsida; Magnoliales; Magnoliaceae. Gene Ontology annotation, molecular function: structural constituent of ribosome. Bases 162 to 359 code for a protein of 65 amino acids. The record is from RefSeq and is a predicted model, not a curated record. Gene Ontology annotation, biological process: maturation of SSU-rRNA; translation; ribosomal small subunit assembly. Gene Ontology annotation, cellular component: ribosome; cytosolic small ribosomal subunit.